This is a messenger RNA of Heterobilharzia americana, 939 nucleotides long. The record is from the annotation of a GenBank genome assembly. NCBI's taxonomy places the organism in Eukaryota, Metazoa, Platyhelminthes, Trematoda, Strigeidida, Schistosomatidae.
AUGAUGACAGGUGAUUUCCGUACAGAAGCUAAAGAGUUGGAUCAGUGGAUAGAGCAGUUGUACGAAUGUAAUCAGUUGACAGAAGCUCAAGUCAAGUCCCUCUGCGAGAAGGCUAAGGAUAUUCUGACUAAAGAGUCCAAUGUCCAGAAUGUCAGAAGUCCAGUCACCGUAUGUGGCGAUGUACAUGGGCAGUUCCACGACAUGAUGGAAUUAUUUCGCAUUGGAGGGAAAUCUCCGAAUACCAACUAUUUAUUCAUGGGUGAUUACGUAGAUCGUGGGUACUACUCCGUCGAAACUGUCACCUUACUAGUCGCUUUGAAGGUCAGGUUUAAAGAUCGAAUAACUAUUCUUCGUGGAAACCAUGAAAGUCGUCAAAUCACCCAGGUUUACGGAUUCUAUGAUGAGUGCCUACGUAAAUAUGGCAACGCUAAUGUCUGGAAGUACUUUACUGAUUUGUUUGAUUAUCUUCCUCUCACGGCUCUUGUUGAUAACUCAAUAUUUUGUCUGCAUGGUGGUUUGUCACCAUCGAUCGAUACUCUUGACCACAUAAGAGCCUUGGACAGAAUUCAAGAAGUUCCUCAUGAGGGUCCAAUGUGUGACUUGCUCUGGUCUGAUCCGGAUGAUCGAGGUGGUUGGGGUAUCAGUCCACGGGGUGCAGGUUAUACAUUUGGACAGGAUAUUUCGGAGACGUUCAAUCAUAGCAAUAAUUUGACGCUGGUUAGUCGAGCACAUCAACUAGUUAUGGAAGGUUUUAACUGGUGUCAUGAUCGAAAUGUUGUCACUAUCUUCAGUGCUCCAAACUAUUGUUACCGUUGUGGUAAUCAAGCAGCUUUGAUGGAGCUUGAUGAUAAUCUGAAAUACAAUUUUUUGCAGUUCGAUCCCGCUCCACGUAGAGGUGAACCACAUGUAUCAAGACGUACACCGGACUAUUUCUUAUAA